Molecule: messenger RNA, 792 nt
Organism: Penicillium malachiteum
Lineage: Eukaryota; Fungi; Ascomycota; Eurotiomycetes; Eurotiales; Aspergillaceae
Product: SDR family NAD(P)-dependent oxidoreductase
Exons: 2
Coding region: 1-792 (263 amino acids)
Molecular function (GO): oxidoreductase activity
Source: RefSeq, a predicted model, not a curated record
AUGACAGCGCCAGCCAUCUACCCUAGUCUUUCCAAUAAAACCGUACUCGUAACAGGCGGGGCGGAAGGAAUAGGCGCAGCAACCGUUGAGAGAUUUGCGUAUCAAGGUUGCCAAGUGCUCAUUCUGGACAUAAACAAAGAAGCAGCCCAGCGAACCAUCACUCAUAUUUCUCAUCUCCAAAGCCAGACUAAAGAGAGCCCAUCAACGAAAACUCCCAUCUUCUACCCAUGUGACCUUUCAAGUUUAGAGGAAACGAAAGCCAUCAUCGCAAAGAUCUUAGCAGAGUGGACUACGAUCGACGUACUGAUCAACAACGCCGCGGCAACAGGAAAAGGCGCAAGACUUCGAACGGAAGAUGUCACAUCUGAUUCCUGGGACUUCUUGACACGUUUUCUUCCUCACUCAGGCAGUCCUUCCAGCGAUGAAAGCCGCCGGGCCGGAAGUAUCGUGAAUAUUGGUUCCAUUACAUGGCGUAUCCCAGCUCCCGAUUCACCUGUAUAUGCUGCCUGUAAAGCAGCUGUUAUGGGACUUACCCGUGUACAAAGCAAGGAGGUCGGCGCUGCCAAUAUUCGCAUUAACAGUGUGAUGCCUGGUGCCAUUGUGACUCAGAGGCAACGGGAGGAUGUCCUGACCCCUGAAUCUCGUGCAGAGGUAAUGCGCGGACAGAGCUUACAACGGGAUCUAUUGCCAGAGGAGGUAGCUAAGGUAAUUGUCUUUUUGGCAAGUGAUAAGGCAAGUGGAGUUACUGGAAGCAUAUAUACUGUGGAUGGCGGUUGGUGCAGUGACCCUUGA